AUGAUGCACAAGCCGACGUUUGAGGCAACUUACAAAGAGGAUGCUAAGAUUUUGCACUUAGUCAUGCACGAGCCUGAGGUCCUUGGAGGUAGCUUCGGUGGCUUCGAAGUGAUGAAGAAAAGCGGAGAUUUCGAUUCGCAAGAGCCGUGGCAAUCUGUGGUUAACCUUACCGCUGAUGUGCGCAAAGUGGAAAUGGAGGGAUUAGAGCCGUCGUUGAAAUAUGCAGUCACGGUGCGUGGACGUGUGCUGCCCAAUGGUUUCAGCGAGUUGGCCGACCCUUUGGUAUUUGAAACGAUGGAAUCAGUUGCAGAUGCACCCAUUUUCACCACUCCCUCAGUACUACUCAUGAACGUACUCACCAUUCCCCGUCUAGAUGUGAGCCUUCCUCACAAUGUCAAACUUCAUGCAAUCAGCCCUUUCGCAGUGGACAUGUCGUGGAAUCCUCCAGUUACAUCCAACGGUCGCAUUGCUGGCUACACCGUUGAAUGGUACCUUAAUUUCACACGCCAGGAAGAUGUUCAUCUCACUCCAAGUAAUAUGCACACCUUCAACCACCUAGAGCCUGGACAAACCGUUUCCGCCACUAUUUGUGCACGCUUUAAAAUGGAAACUUUGGUUAAGUUUGACUACAUCGGCUCCAGCGGCGAUUUAAAGUCAGCAUCUACGCCGAAGCAAGGCAUGCUGAAGCCGACAUUCGAAGCAACAUACUUCGCUGACGCGUUCAACUUGCGCCUAUUGAUACACGAACCGAGGGAUGUUGCAGGCAGUUUCGGCGGUUUCGAGGUGUUAAUGAAGAUGAGCGGUUCCACGUUGCAAAAGCAGUGGCAGUCAGUGGCCAAUCUCACUGCUAACGAGCGGGAAUAUCAAAUUGACAAACUGGAAUCAUUGGCCACCUACGCAGUCACAGUGCGUGGUCGCGUACUGCCCGACAUUGUUAGCACGAUGGCCGAUGCACUGGUGUUUGAAGUAGUGCCUGCAGACCUCACUGCCCCCCUGGACGUUAGUCUUCAUGCAAUCGAUCUUCAUACGGUGAAAAUGGCUUGGAGCCCACCAGCCAAACCCACUGGCCGCAUCAUUGGCUACACUAUCGAAUGGAGCUUGGAUUACAAAUGGCAGAAGAGCAUCAAUGUCGCUUCAAACAAUUAUUAUACCUUCACAAAUCUAAAACCGCAGCAAACCAUCUUUGCUGCUGUUUAUACGCGCACUCAAGUGGCAGGUACGCCCGACUUCGUGUAUGUCGGUGGCCGCAGCAGGUUCCUGACAGCAACUACACUGCUUCAGCAAGGUUAG
Molecule: messenger RNA, 1290 nt
Organism: Hydatigera taeniaeformis
Lineage: Eukaryota; Metazoa; Platyhelminthes; Cestoda; Cyclophyllidea; Taeniidae
Source: the annotation of a GenBank genome assembly